GACCCAGUGGCUGCAACUGCGUGCCCUUAUCUCUCCACACCACAUUGCGCCUGUGUUCCGCUUGCUCCCCAUACUAAGCGCCACACUGGACGUGAUGUGGAAUUAUAUAGACCUCACUUCCAGCUUCCACACAGCACUUAGUGGAUCUAAAACCUCAGACAUGGGUGACCCUCGACAAAAUGGCUCCACACACAGGCCUCCUCUAUCAACAACACUCCGGCAAUGGUGACAUCAAGAAUUAACAUCGCCAAAUGAGUGGAGUCGUUUCGGUACUCUGUCUCCAGAUACCAUUAGGCCUUUGCAUUUUUACAAAUUGAGGAUAUUUCUUACGAACGGUCGACUCAAUAAUAACCGCUGAAAUGAUGGAAAAACUAAAACCAGAGUUUGGGCAGCUGAGUCCAUUGGGAAAAGAGUGCAAGUCGCCACAACAGCACGACAGUCGGACUACUUCCAUAGCAGGUCGUGCCACUGAGGAGGGGGGCGAGGCUGGUGGUGAGACACAGGAAAACACGACGUCGGCUUCGCAGGAUUCUUCUGAGAGGAAGCAUGUCCCAGGGGAGCAAUGCAACGGGACUACCCUCAUUAAUUGCGUUACCAAGGAAACGGCGUACCACAGCGAGCUAAAAAAGGAAGUACCGGUUAUCGAAUUGGCCAGGAGAGGAGGGCCUGUCGGUAUAAAAGCUAGGGAGCUGACCACCGACGGCAAUCAAAAGGUACAGACAACCGAACUGCGCAGACCGCCUAUACCCCUGCCACUGCCUCCCCAGGACCCGUUGAGCGAAACUCGAAUGGUGCAGUUGAGCCCACCCGCAUUUCCUCUGCCCGCACGUGCGAUGCUGUACAGUAACUUUUCACAACCGCUCGUCACCAUGGCUAGUGGAUACGCUGGCGAGACCGAACAGUACGGCAUGUAUCCCAGCCAUGGGAUCAAACGACGACCAGCGCCUUAUGAGAUUGAAAUCAACGAUGGCAAUGGCUCACAGCCCAAAAUCGUGCGCCGCAUCUUCACCAACAGCCGGGAGCGCUGGCGCCAGCAGAACGUUAACGGGGCCUUUGCCGAGCUCCGCAAGCUCAUCCCUACUCACCCACCGGACAAGAAGCUCAGCAAGAACGAGAUCCUGCGACUGGCCAUGAAGUACAUAAACUUCCUGGCCAAGCUCCUGGAUGACCAGGAUGGUGUGGUGGGGGGAGACGACAGCGUGGUUGGGGCACGGGCCCGCGAGGGCCGAGAGGAGACCCUGGUACGAGAAGACAUCCUCCAGGGGAUGAUGUCGCCAGGCAACUCCAGCUGCGGAAGUCUGCUAGACGGCGACGGGAGUCCGGAGAGUUAUACCGAGGACCAGGACUCGUCUGUGGAGUCUCGAAUGACCAGGAGCAUCCUUCAUAAAUCUGGACUCCAUAUGGACGAACACAACCAAAGAUGACUCAGGGCUUUCUCUAUGGCUGUGGUUCCCAAUGGUCCGCGAGUACCCCCAAAUGCACACGUUUUCGUCGCAGCGCUGGACAACAAAUUCAAGUCAAUGAGGGCGCGCUAAUUACUACACAGGCUGAAUCUGCUGUGCUUGGCUGGGGUUACAAUAAACACGGGUGCACAGGCACUGAAGUUGGGAACCACUGCUCGAUGGGGAGAAGAAUGAGUAUGAGGCACAGAAGGUCAGCCAUGUUCCACCAGUCUGGAGAGGAGUGGGGUCGAAAGGGUGGCUCCAGUGGCAAUGCAUUUUGGGGUUUGCGUACGGACCUUCUUUCCAUUAGUUACAGGCUGUCUUUUCUGAAUGUGUUUUCAGAAGAGUGUGCUCUCUGCUGAAACAUCAGGCUUUGUCCCAGCUGCUGUUGUAAGCAGGUGAUGGAUGGGUAGUCAUGACGGAAUUCAUUUACAUCGAAAGGUUUUCUAGUGAAGAAAAUAAUUGAAAAACAGUGACAGGAAUUUCUGAUAAAGGCAUGAAUCUCAAGACGGUACCUCUUCUUGCCUGAGGUCAACAUUUGCUUAUAGGUACACUGCUUGACAGUGCUUUAAGACUCUUUAAAUGAGAAUGAGAACUGUGUUCUUUAAUACUACUAGAGACUGUACUUCCUUUACGUGAUUUAUUUUCAUCACAGAAUGCUCUGAAGCCUAUAUUUUAUUUUAAUACUUAUAAUUUUGGGUUAUCAAAUGAUAAUGUUCAUAUUUGAAUUGCAGUAAUGGUUUUCAUGAACAUCAGUUGUUUUAGAUGACACAGUAUCACUAAACACUAAUAGUUUUGUAGUAGAUAACUGAUAAUGACCGACAAUCGGUCAAGACAACCAAGUGGGAGAUCUCUGUGUUGUUGUCAAUGUUUAUUUUGGGAGAUAACAAAAUGUUUAAAAGUGUACUUGUUAAUGUGAUAUUCACAUAAACUCUAUUUUACAGAGGGGGCAUGGGGGAUCAAUUGCAUUUUCAUAAUUAAAUGCUUGAAUGCUAAUUAGAAAUGUAAAAAUUACAAAAUGAUUUUAUUAGGAGUGGCUGUGGCCAGGCACACAAAUACUGAUCUAUGUUAGCUGAGGAUGAAAACAAAGGAGACUCCUGCCCAGUAAUAGAACAAGAAAGAGUUAAUUGCAAUGUGAGAGGUACAAGCAGUCUGCUCUACUUGUACAUCCAAACAGACCUGUACAUUAGCAUGGAGCAAUGACAAUGUAAUUUCUGUCCUGCUUCUUUCAUUGUGACCAUGGUACAUUGAAUUAUGAAAAGCUUUGCAUUCAUGCCUUUCAUUUUUGUUUUAUUGAUAACAUUAAUCAAGUGUUUAACCACUGUAUCUGACAUCAUGUACAUCUGCCAUUUCAGCAGACCAUCGAGUAACCAGAAAUGGUACCUUUAAUUCUUUGAUGUAUUAAACAUGAAGGGUUUUAUUUUUAGUGUGAUAUUUAGUAGGAAAAUACCCUUUGCUGUAAGAUGAUUAUAAAGACAUCUAUGAAUAUAUGCGCUGUUAUCACACUGAAUUUUAUAAACCCACAAAAUAAAGAAAUUAAGAGAAAUA
Molecule: messenger RNA, 2990 nt
Organism: Esox lucius (northern pike)
Lineage: Eukaryota; Metazoa; Chordata; Actinopteri; Esociformes; Esocidae
Gene: tal1
Product: T-cell acute lymphocytic leukemia 1
Exons: 4
Coding region: 360-1424 (354 amino acids)
Biological process (GO): regulation of transcription by RNA polymerase II
Molecular function (GO): RNA polymerase II cis-regulatory region sequence-specific DNA binding; DNA-binding transcription factor activity, RNA polymerase II-specific; protein dimerization activity
Source: RefSeq, a predicted model, not a curated record